Molecule: messenger RNA, 366 nt
Organism: Acanthoscelides obtectus
Lineage: Eukaryota; Metazoa; Arthropoda; Insecta; Coleoptera; Chrysomelidae
Source: the annotation of a GenBank genome assembly
AUGUCGGCUUCGAUAACUAGCAGCACGCCUAUGAAGGAAGAGCUGGAACUCAAAAAGCAAUUAAUGGAGGAAAAAGAAAAUAAACGUAAAUUAAACGUAUCCACUUCAGUAACCAAAAAACCCAAAGACGUAAAAAAUAAACCAAAGAAAAAACCUAACAAAGAGCGGGAUGGCGUUAAGACAAAGUCGAAAGAUGCAAGUAGUGAAGAAAGUAAGCAGAAAUAUUAUUGCCCAGGGUGUGGAGAAUUGUAUGUCGACCCAAGUACAGAAAAUUGGGUCCAGUGUACUGGGUGCUUGGAAUGGUGGCACGACAAAUGCUCUAGAUUUGAGGGCAGCAGUGACUUUAAGUGCGAUUUUUGCGACUAG